AUGCAUUUGUUUGUAUUGUUUUUGUUCCGUCAAGUGAUUGUUGGGAACUGGCCGUGUGCUCUGGAAAAGUGGCGAUUUUUCGAGAAAGUAGUGCUCUCAUCUGGUAAUUUGCAAACAAAACUCAAAAAGCCUCCAGCAUGGAAACUAUAGCAGAACACAGCGGCAUGUUUCCAAAGUUAAACGUUGAUGAAGAACCAGAACUUAGUGCGACCGAAGUUGAAUCCAUGUGUAUGAGCUGCCAAGAAAAUGGUAUCACUCGAUUGUUGCUUACUCAAAUCCCUUUCUACAAAGAAGUUGUCAUUAUGUCGUUUUCCUGUGACCAUUGUGGCUAUGAGAAUAACGAAAUUCAACCUGGGGGUGAGAUAGCACCGAAGGGAGUAGAAAUUCGAACCGAGAUUGUGACUUCGCGUGACCUGAACAAACGUGUGGUGAAAUCAGAUUUCUCCUGCAUCCGUAUAGAGGAGCUUGAUUUCGAGAUCCCGGCCCAAUCGCAGAAGGGUGAGGUGACCACGGUGGAGGGUAUUAUCGAUCGCGUCAUACGUGGCUUGGAUCAGGACCAACCCGUUCGUCGGAUACAGCAUCCAGAGGCGGCGGAGCAGAUCGAUACCUUUAUCACAAAUUUGCAAACGUUAAAGGAAUUGGAACGUCCGUUCACGCUGACGAUAACAGAUAUUUCGGGCAAUAGUUUCGUCGAGAAUCUAAACGCACCACACAAGGAUCCAGCUACCACGAUAUCGCACUUCCAGCGUACGAAGGAACAAAACCAUUCUUUGGGAAUUUUUACGCACGACGAAGUUUCAGAGACGCCAGAAACGACAAAUGCGGUAGAAGAAGCGAUUAAGCUGGAAACCGUGCCAGAAGAGGUGGACAGUUUGCUAAAACCGAUUCGCGAAGGUGCCUGGCCACUGGAGGAGCUACACGGAGAGGUGUUACAGUUCCAGACAAACUGUCCCGAAUGUGCUGCCGCGUGUGAUACCAACAUGAAAGUUACAACUAUUCCACAUUUUAAAGAAGUGGUGAUUAUGGCCACGGUUUGCGACAAUUGUGGUCUGCGUACGAACGAAGUAAAACCGGGCGGUGGCAUCGAAGAGCAGGGAGUAAAAAUAGAAGUCACCGUGCGUGGUAGGAUCGACUUUGCGCGGGACGUACUGAAAUCGGAAUCCUGUAGUCUGCAUAUUCGUGAGCUGGAGUGCGAGGUCGGUGCCGGUGCCCUAGGGGGUAGAUUCACCACGAUCGAAGGCUUGCUGACCGCCAUGCGCGAACAGUUGGUGGAAAGUACGGGAAUGUUUAUGGAUUCCAAUGAUGCGGAAACGAAGGAGCGAAUGGACAAAUUUUUCGGUCAGCUGGAUUCUGCAAUCGCGGGCAAUAAGCAGCUAACGAUAGUGAUGGAUGAUCCAACGGGUAACAGCUACGUGCAGUCGCUGAAUGAUGACGGUACACCUGACACUGCCUUGCGGAUAAUUCGUUACCAUCGAUCAUACGAACAGAACGAGGAAUUGGGUUUGAACGAUAUGAAGACGGAAAAUUAUGGCGAAGAGUCUAUAGAUGAUGCGGGAAAGGGCGAUUGUUGAGCGUACGCAUUUUAUUCAAAUAAAAAACGUGUAAUUGCUGUUAAA
This is a messenger RNA of Anopheles funestus (African malaria mosquito), 1616 nucleotides long. It is a transcript of the gene Zpr1, whose product is annotated as zinc finger protein ZPR1. The record is from RefSeq and is a predicted model, not a curated record. NCBI's taxonomy places the organism in Eukaryota, Metazoa, Arthropoda, Insecta, Diptera, Culicidae. The transcript has 2 exons. Gene Ontology annotation, cellular component: cytoplasm; nucleus. Gene Ontology annotation, molecular function: zinc ion binding. Bases 138 to 1571 code for a protein of 477 amino acids.